UCUGAAUAAAAUUAUACUUGUUUUUGAUUGGUUAAUUUAAAAAAGGGCGAAAAUUCAAAAUAGCUGUUCAUUACCAUUACCAAUUAUAUCCACUGAAAUAUAAAUAUUAACUAAUACUGAAUGAGGCUGAGAGUUGAUUGGAUCUUUUUUUUCUAAAAAAAAAUUUUGUUUUGAAUACAAAACAUGUUGACUAAUUACUAAAAGUGGUUAUGUAUUUAAUGAUUGUAUAAAAUAAACAAUUUUAUUGAUUCUAUUUAAAAUUCGUUACAAUAUGGAUCAUAGGAAUUCUGAUAAAUAACGUCGUACUCAUUUUGUUUGUAUUAUUAUAAGAAAAUAAAGACGUUUACAUGGUAACGAUUGUCAUUUUAUUUUGAUAAACAUGAAAUAUAAAGUCAUGUUGAUUACUUUCAUGAUUGUAUUAUGGUUUCAUUUGGUUACUAUUAUAAAUUGUUUUCAACGUAAAUAUGAUAAACAUACAGUUGCAAGUAUACCAGGUGAUAUAAUGCUUGGUGGAUUGUUUCCUGUACAUACAUCUGGUGUAACUACUUGUGAAUCAAUUAAUCCUGAAAGAGGAAUUCAGCGAGUUGAAGCAAUGUUAUUUACAUUAGAUGAAAUUAAUAAUAAUACAAAUUUACUACCAGGUUUAACUUUGGGUACUACAAUACGUGACACAUGUUCAGAUACAAAUCAUGCACUUGAACAAGCAUUGAAAUUUGUACAAGCAAGUACUGGAAGUAGUAGUCAGUUGAAUAAAAUGAAUGAACAAUCAGAAAAUUUAAACACACGUGGAGUUGUCGGUAGUUCAUAUAGUUCAGUAACAAUACUUGUAGCAAAUUUAUUUCGUCUAUUCUCUUUACCACAAAUAUCUUAUGCAUCAACAACUGCAGUAUUAAGCGAUAAACGUGCAUUCCCAUUAUUUGCAAGAACUGUACCUUCGGAUGUUGUGCAAGCUCAGGCAAUGGCUACAUUAGUCUCGGCUCAUAACUGGACUUAUGUUUCUACAGUACGUAGUGCAGGUGAUUAUGGUGAUUCCGGUAUGGAUGCAUUUUGGAAAGAAGCUGAUAAACUUGGUGUAUGCAUAGCAGCCAGAGAAGUGAUUAGGGGAAAUACAGGUCCUGAAGAUUUAGAUAAUAUAGUUAAUGUGCUUAGCAAAGACUUUGCAAAAGCUAGAGUCGUUGUUUUAUUUACCGGCAUGGAUCACACAAAGUUAUUAUUAGAUGCAGUUAGAAGAGCUGGUUUAGUUAAUCAUUUCGUUUGGAUAGCUAGUGACGGAUGGGGUAGAGAAAAUGUACCUGUAUCAAAUAACUCAAGAGAAGCCAAUGGUGCGUUAACCAUAGAAAUUCAAGCCGAACCGAUUAAGGCAUUCACAGAUUAUUACCUUUCUUUAGGUAGAGAAAAUCAUAGGAAUCCUUGGUUCAGAGAGUAUUGGCAAGAUUUAAUACAAUGCAGAGAAAGUUCAACUAAGAGGCGAGAAAGAAAAUCGACUAAUUCUAAGCGUUAUUUCAUGAGUAAGCUAUCAAAAAAUGAGACAAAUUUAGAAAAUUCUCAUGAAAUAUCAGGUGAAACAUCAUCAUUACCGUCAUCAUGUAGUGACAGUCCAGAUUUAAGACUACGUGACAUUCUUGGACCAGAUUUCAAACAAGAAGCAAAAAUACAAUUUGUCUACGACGCAGUUUAUGCAUUUGCUUCUGGAUUACAUAUACUUCAGAAAAAACUAUGUCCUGGUAAUCCUCUCCAUCCAAAAUGGAAUAAAAGAGAUUGUCUAGAAAAAAUGCUCAGCUAUCCUGGAACUGCUUUCUACCAACUAAUAAUUAAUACAUCAUUUACUGAUAAUUAUGGCAACUAUGUUGCAUUCGAUGAAAACGGUGAUGGCUAUGGACAAUAUUCAAUAUAUAAUUAUGCGCGCGAUCCAUACACUGGUCAGUAUCAUUAUCGUUUGGUCGGUGAUUUUCAAGGUGGCAAACUUACAAUGCGUGCACGACCUAUAUGGCCGGGUGGGGAAUCAAAAAAUUUUCCAGUUAGCCAAUGUUCAGAAGAAUGUGGAUUUGGUGAAGUUCGACGUUUAGACAAGAAACAACAAUGUUGUUGGUCAUGCGAAACAUGCGGUGUAGACCAACGUGUAGUUAAUUUAACUCACUGUGAAACUUGUCCUUUUCAACACUGGCCUUCAAAGGAUAAAAGAACAUGCGAACUUUUAGAGUUACACUACAUAGAUAUUUCGACUUGGUUUGCGAUCGUCCCAAUAACUUUCAGUAGUCUUGGAAUACUAAUUACUGGUGGAGUUAUACUUACAUGGGUUUUCUACUCUGAUACACCCUUGAUUCGUGCUACAGGACGUGAACUGGCUUAUGUACAGUUAGCUGGAUGUUUAGUUUGCUAUUCAUGUGCAUUUAUUCUGAUUGCAAGACCGUCAGUUUUCACAUGUUCACUGCAGCGAAUCCUAAUUGGUCUUGGUUUUGCAAUGAUGUAUGCUUCAUUAUUAACAAAAACCAAUCGUAUAGCAAGAAUAUUUGAUGCAGCAAAACGUACUACUAAACGUCCUGUAUAUAUUUCACCAAGAUCACAACUUGCUAUUUCGGGAUCAUUAAUUGCACUACAAUUAUCACUAUCAGCUAUAUGGUUUGGCUUUGAUUCGCCCGAUACACGAAUUGAUGAAAUUAGACCUGGUUAUCUUGUUUUACGAUGUGCAAUGAAAGAUAAAAGUUUUUUAAUCUCCCUGGCUUACAAUAUGAUUUUAAUUAUUGUUUGUACAGCAUAUGCUGUAAAAACACGACAGAUUCCAGAAAAUUUUAAUGAAUCAAAAUUUAUUGGUUUCACUAUGUAUACAACAUGUAUUAUAUGGUUGGCAUUUUUACCAAUGUAUUACGCUACAAUUAGCAAUCAUCAAAUUCAAAUAGCAACUCUAUGUAUAUCUAUCAAUUUGAGUGCAAGUGUUAUGCUGUGUUGUUUAUUCUUUCCUAAAUUAUAUAUUAUAUACUUACGUCCAGAAAAAAAUGUACGACGUUUAACAAUGAAUAAUAUGACAGCUAAACAAAAAUUUGCUAAUUUAGUCAAAGAAAAAUCAUCAAUAAAUGUGUGUGUAUCAAGUUAUGCAUCAGAUAAUACAAGUUUAACUGUAAGUAGUAGCACAAAAACUGGUCUACAAACAGAUUCAGACAAAGGAAUACUAACUAGUCCAGGUAAUCCAACACAAUCUACGGUGACGAGUUCCAAUUGUUUAAAACUAGAUAAUCAAUUUUUUAAUGAACCAUCUCGUAGUAAUUCAUCAAUUACUCAAUCAGUUCAAGUCAUAUGUAAUCCUAUAGUCAGUGAUUACAUUGCCUCAGUGACGACAACAACAACGACACCGUCAAUAAUGAAAACAUCAAUAACAUUAGCGGAUGACAAACAAUCCUCAACUUAUGUUAAUGCUUUAUUUAUCAAUUAUCUUAAUCAAAAACAAAAUGAUUAUUUAUCUAAUAAAUCUUGUAAUAAUUUCCCUACACCUACACCAUUAUUAUUAGACAAUAUACCAAAUCGUUUAUCACUUAUUAAUUCAGUUUAUUGUGAUGAAGAUAAUGUGACCACUGAAGAUGAAGAUAAUUAUACAAUAAGUGCAAAAACAUCAUUUUCUACAAUUAAUUCUAAUAAAAAUAAAAUGUCUACUAUAAAAAUGAAUAAUUUUAUUACUGAUCAUUAUAAUUCUACUACUAUUCAUUCUAAUGCAAUGAAAAUCAAUAAAACGGAACAAUAUUCUCAAGGUCAAAAUUCAGAAUUCAAUCAAUUAUCAAAUGAAUAUAAUCAUAAUCAAUUCAAUAAAAUAUCAAUAUUAAAUAAUAAUAAUAAUAUAUCUAAAUAUAUUCCAUCACAAUUUACUAAUCGUAAUCUAACAUCAUUUUCACCAACUAUAUCACUUGGUUCAAUUGAAUCACCUAAUUUAAGUGUACCAAGUUCUGAUUUAUAUAAUCAUAGUUAUUGUGAUGAUACAAUAAUACAAAAUAGUGAAAAUAAUGAUAGUUCAUAUCGUGAUAAUGAAUCAUUAUUUGUACGUAUUAAUAAACAAAAGAAAACAAAUUCACGUAAUAUUGAUUAUACAAAACAAACAGUUACUGCAUUAUAAUAAUUUAUAUGGCUUUUUUUAUUAUAUUCAAUAUUAUAUUAUUAUUUUGUAUGAAUUAGUUGCUUCUGUAAUACUUUUCUUUUCUUUUUAUUAUCUUUCUUGUAAGUAAAUUUAUCCGUCAAUGUAUAUUUAGUUUAUUCUUUUCCUUUUUUCUUUCUUUUCUUUUUUCUUUCAAGAUAUUUACUUUCUAAUUGAGAUUGAAUGACGUAGUGUGUUUUUUUUUAAAAAGAAAAAAAACUUUAUUGAUUAUAUAAAUAGAUGUACAAAUCAAUAUAAAGUGUAUAAAUGGUUUAUUAUUUAACAUGAAAUUGAGAACUAUCAAUUUGUUUAUUAUUAUUAAAUCUGAAUGAUAUGAUGGUUAAAUUGUAUUAUGUAAUUCGAUUAGAAAGACAACAACAACAACAAAAAAGAGAGAAAGAAAUGAUGUAAUAUACUGACAAAGUCACUUUAUUGAUGUAAAUGUAAAGAAAACAAUCAUGUAAAUAUGUUACAACAACAAAUAACUAUAUUAUUGAUUGUUUAAAUUGUUCAUAGUUUAUUAUGAUGAUGAUUAGAAUACUAAGUUUUAUUAAGGUAAACAUAUUUCUGAUAUUUCUCUUUGAUAAAUAAAUUGAGUAACUAUAGAAUGUAUUUAAAAUUAACUCUUCAUUGUCUAACGCUGUCCCUGUUAGAAGUGGUGUAAUACAAGGUAGUGUCUUAGGUCCUUUGCUCUUUUUAGUGUAUAUAAAUGAUAUUUGUGAAAGCUUUUGUGUCGAUAAGCCCCUUCUAUAUGCAGAUGAUCUUAAAGUAGUAUAUUCAUUUUCUCCACAUGAGCUGAACAGUAUGCAAAAUUGCAUCAGCAUGGAGCUUAACAAGGUAGCACAGUGGUGCUUAAAAUGGCAACUGGAGCUUAAUACGGCUAAAUGUGGAUAGAUAUGCUUCGGCGAUACAUCACUCAACCUAGACAUCACCAUAAAUGGAGAAGUGUUAUCUAGGUUACAUACAGUAGUAGACUUAGGACUUGGAUAUUCCCAAGACUUGUCGUUUACAGAACAUAUAUUAAAACAGACCUCUAAGUCUCAACGUCUAAUAGGUUACAUAACUCGAAAUCUUUACAACAAUGAGUCACAUAUUCUAAUGUACAAAGUUUGUGCUCGACCUCUUCUAGAAUAUUGCACGUUUAUUCUUAGCAGUGCGCUCAUAAAGGAUAAAUUAAGGCUGGAAUCAGUACAGAGACGAUUUACACUUCGUAUUCUUGGGGCUGAUUGUACCUUAACUUAUAAUUGUAGAUGUAAUGAACUUGGGCUAGACCCUUUAUGGAGGAGGAGACUCAAACUAAAUCCUAUCUUUUUCUUCAAACUACUUAAUAAACUAUCGUUUACAUCCAAUCACGCGAUUCAAUAUGCAGAAACUUCUCAUUAUGACAUCCGUAAUUCCUUGGCACUAGUGAAACAAACUCGUUCUAAAUCAUCUCUUUAUAUGAAUUAAUUCACCUGUAAAUUUUCUAGACUCUGGAAUAACCUACCACAGUUUAUCCGUACGACAAAAUCACUCCCAUUAUUCGUUCGCUGCAUCGAUGCAUACUGCUCCUCUGAAAAUGCAUUGAAUGUUCUAGCACCUGUAAGUGUAUCUCAUUCCACAAGUAGUAUUAUAGGAUAUUUAAAUGUUCAGCCAUUUUUAUUAAUGCAUUCCCUAAGUAAAACCACCUACCUGCUGUCACUUUAUGUUAACACCAACCCUAGCAACUUUAACUAAUUUGAAUAACACAAACAGUAUAUCACUGUGUCACAUGACACACGCAUUUAGGUAGACCUGAUUGAUAUAUUUUGGUAAUUACUGCUUUCUUGUUCCGUGUUCUGUUUUUGUUUUAAUUUCUCUAGUUGUAGAUAAUUAUCAUUAAUUCGAUCUGGCACACGAAAUGACCUUAUUUACACCGUUCAUAAAUCAACAGGUUGUCCAUUUAAGAAAAAAAUAAUAGUUCCCGGUUGAUGCAUUGUAUCGCUGUAAUAUAUGUACUACCUAAACAAUUACUGAACUGGUUUACUUAAAACUAUCUUCUAUCACAUGUUUGUUCUCUACAUCUAAUGUUACUAUUUAUAUCAAAC
Messenger RNA from Schistosoma haematobium, 6183 nucleotides. It is a transcript of the gene GRM3, whose product is annotated as Metabotropic glutamate receptor 3. Gene Ontology annotation, biological process: regulation of synaptic transmission, glutamatergic; G protein-coupled glutamate receptor signaling pathway. Bases 380 to 4099 code for a protein of 1239 amino acids. Gene Ontology annotation, cellular component: membrane. Gene Ontology annotation, molecular function: group II metabotropic glutamate receptor activity. The transcript is spliced from 6 exons. Lineage: Eukaryota; Metazoa; Platyhelminthes; Trematoda; Strigeidida; Schistosomatidae. The record is from RefSeq and is a predicted model, not a curated record.